CUUGGUACUCCUUGCUACUCUUGUUGAUUGUUGAUUAGUGGACGUUUGAUUGUCAAAAAUAUUUUGUUACUUUACGAGAGAUUCAGUAAACAAACUAAUUCGCCAAAAUGACUAUGGCAAUGUUGCAACGUCGCGCCAAUGUAAGGCUGCCACCCGAAGUAAAUAGAGUAUUAUACAUCAGGAAUUUACCAUAUAAAAUCACAGCUGAAGAAAUGUACGAUAUAUUUGGCAAAUACGGAGCUAUCAGACAAAUUAGAGUAGGUAACACGGCAGAGACCAGAGGUACAGCAUUUGUUGUGUACGAAGAUAUAUUUGACGCAAAGAAUGCAUGUGACCACUUGAGUGGUUUCAACGUAUGCAAUCGUUAUUUGGUGGUUCUAUAUUACCAGAGCAAUAAAGCAUUUAAGCGAAUUGAUGUUGACAAAAAAAUGGAGGAUCUAGAUAAAUUGAAGACAAAAUAUAAUUUAAAUGAUGAAAAAAAGUAGUUUAUUGACAUUUAUAAGAGAUAUGGAACUGUGGCGCUUACAAAAUAUUUAUUAAAAUACGGGAUAUCUGGUAAGUUUUGACAAAACGCUCGUAUGUAGAUAGAGCGGGCUAAAUUAAGUCAAAAAGCAUUUUGUGAUUUUUGUAACCUUUUUUCUUAAUUAUCCAAUAAGCAGAAUGUUUAAAAUCAAU
This is a messenger RNA of Mycetomoellerius zeteki, 675 nucleotides long. It is a transcript of the gene Sf3b6, whose product is annotated as splicing factor 3b subunit 6. The coding region runs from base 108 to 485 and encodes 125 amino acids. Gene Ontology annotation, molecular function: mRNA binding. The transcript has 3 exons. Gene Ontology annotation, cellular component: cytoplasm; nucleus. The record is from RefSeq and is a predicted model, not a curated record. NCBI's taxonomy places the organism in Eukaryota, Metazoa, Arthropoda, Insecta, Hymenoptera, Formicidae.